AUGAAAUCACUUCUUUCAAACUUACAAAAGGCCAAUGAAGCCUGUCAUUCAAAAGCUUCUAAAUUUGAUCUUUCUUUACAAGAAGCUCAAGAAAUUCCAGCAAAUACUGAUUUUUCUCUUUUUUCUCAAGAAAAUUCCUCAAUUGUUGAUUUACCUCUUUCCUCACCUGAAUUAUCUGAUGAUGAUGAAAUAAUUGACUUGGGAACUCUUGAAUAUGAUAAUGAAAUUGCUAAUGUAAAUUUUUUUGAAGAUAAUAAUGCAGCUGCUGAAGGAACAGCAAAUAUCAUGGACUUUUUUAAGCUGGAAAACCAAUUCCAAAUAUUCUACGUAUAA
This is a messenger RNA of Entrophospora sp. SA101, 333 nucleotides long. Lineage: Eukaryota; Fungi; Glomeromycota; Glomeromycetes; Entrophosporales; Entrophosporaceae. The record is from the annotation of a GenBank genome assembly.